AUGGCAGCAAAGAAUCCCAAAAGCGCUGCGCUAGAUCAAAGUUUUUAUGAAUUACCAGAAACAGUUGCUUGUUUCGAGUCUAUUCAAGGCCCAUUGCUAGCCGAAUUACAAGCCCAACAACGCGAUCUUACUUUUGAUGCGCGCGAUCUCUCAAUUUUGACUGGUCAAUUACAACAGUUUCAACAAGAGUAUCUCGGAGCUUACAAUCGACCUAACAAUGCUCCUUUAAGAAUCCCCACUAAGUUAUUUCGGAUCGAUCAUGGGAAAUCUAUCAGUAAGAGGUCAGCUCUCUACAAGAUUCUCCUAGCUGCCUAUGAAUACAGAAUCACAAAAGGAUGGCGUAAAUGGGACUUUGGAAAUCCAAACAAAAAAUCCAAGCAUGUAGAUCUCUUUCAGUCAAUCCGUACAUACCUUCUUGAUAUGGCUAUUAUUACAGCACCAAGAAUAGCCUUCUCUGACACGACACCAGAGUCGGCUAGAAAAACACUAACCGGAAUGGCUUGGAAGAUGGGAGUUCACGUCGCUGACAACAUUAAUUCUGCCACCCAUAUUCUAUACGGACCUCUUCACGAAUAUAAUGAGAUCGAGGAAGAAUGGCUUCGAACAUUAGAAAAGAAAAACGGAAAGGUUCUAGUCCACUGGUGGUACUACCCUGACUCUUACGAUAGCUGGCUGAUACAAACAGAUCAAUUUGCUGAUCCGGAAGAAGCUCCUAAUCAUAGCGGGCCUUGGCAUAUAUCUUGUCGAUGGUUACAGGAUAGCUCAAAAUUCAAUGAAUUGAUGAACGAAGAAGACUACGAAGAAAUUGACGCUGACGAAGGUUCAGAACCUGAAAACGAAGAUGUGGAUAUGAUACAAGCAAAUGAUGAGGAAGAAGAUGAAGAAAUAGAAGAGGAAAGAGAGAUGAAGCAUCACCAGCCCCAAAUUAAACAAGAGCAUAUCCAAGAACAUUAUCAAUCUCCCCAAAACCAACAGCAGCAACAAGAACAGCUAGAUGAACAAGAAGAACAGCUGGAUCAACAAGAACAGCAAGAACAACAGGAACAACAGGAACAACUAGAACAACUAGAACAACAAGAACAACAAGACCAUCAAGAACAACAGGAACAACAAGAUCAACAAGACCAACAAGACCAACAAGAGCACCAAGAGCGAAAGGCAUCUCCAAUACUACAAAACCAAUCAUAUAUCAGGAACCAAGAUGAUGAUCAACAUAGACACAAAAGGAAGAUUAGUGAGGCUCAUUCGGAUAUCGUUUCUGUUACAUCAGAGCCUGCUUCUGCGAGCGCGAAAGAAAACAUGUCAACGAAUACACACAUGCACCCAUUUGACAUGGUCCCUCCUACAGUCAUCCCUGCGCCUGUUAUUGAUGUCAAUUAUCAGCCAAGUGUGCGUAUUCGAGAUAUCGAACGAGAACGUCCCCAACUUGGAAGUCGACAACGCAAAAAUGAAUUUGAGCCUUAUAGCAAUGGUGAUAUCACAAAUAUUUCGCAACAUACUGAAGCAUUUAUUGAAUAUCCAAGGCGACCCGCUAAGAUGUUGAAAUUAGACGAAAGCUACCAAAAAAAGCCUGGGGAAGUAAUAGACAUUUCCUCAUUAGCAAGUGUUAUGCCUAUCGAUUAUACCACUAUCAAUGCACCGAGUUGGUUUGAUAUCAAAACCGUGCAUCAAAUCGAAAAAAUGGCGUUACCAGAGUUUUUUGAUCCGCAAGGAAAGAAGUCUGAGCAAUUGGCGAAAGAUUAUAUGCAUUACAGAGAUUUUAUGAUUAACACAUAUCGGGCCAAUCCUGAUUUUUAUCUGACUGCAGUUGCAUGCAAGGAUAAAUUAGAUGCUGAUAUCGUUUCUCUCGUCAGAAUACACAGCUUCUUAGAGCUAUAUGGUUUAAUCAAUGCACAGGUUGAUCCUCGACGAAGAAUCUUUGACCCAUAUGUGGAUAGUGAACCUGAAGCAGGUGUAAAACCAAAGUCUCAGCGAGAUUACAGAAACGUUAACAACGUCGAUAUGCAAUACCUUCGAGAUUUAAUUUUUGAUCCUUCUAUUACCGCAGACAAGAAGAGCGCUUGGGACCUUUCAAUUGAAGACGACACCAAUCCUGAUAUUCGUAAGAUAUAUGUCUGCUCAACUUGUCAGACCGAUUGUAGUCUUGUUCGUUAUCAAUGUCUUAAGCACAAGCAAGUGUACCUUUGCAUCGACUGCUUUCUCGAAGGAAGAUUUACUUCCACUCUGUCUAGCGGGGACUUUUUACGCGUGGAAAGUAGUAAUGAUCGAUAUGGAACAGACGAAGAAUGGUCUAAUAGUGAAAUACUUCGAUUACUGGAAGGCGUGGAUAAAUAUGAUGACGAUUGGUUGAUGAUUUCUGAACAUGUGGGGAUCCGCUCGAAAGAGCAAUGUAUCACACAGUUUUUACAAUUGCCUAUUAGCGAUACGUUUCUUACUGCCCAAUUGGCAGAUAAAGAGUUAGAGGAACUUCCAUUUGGUGAUCAACCAAACCCGGUCAUGACGAUGAUUGCGUUUAUCUCAGGCCACAUAAACCCUGGAGUUGGUGCUGCUGCUGCUAAAGCAGCAUUGAAAGAGCUUCUUCAAUCAGAGGAAGCCAAAAAUGAAAUGGACAUAGACAAUAAUGAUGAUGAAUACGACGAUGAGGAAGACGAAGACGAAGAAGAUGAAGAGAAUGACGAGGAAGAUAACGAAAGAGUUAUAAAGGAAGAGAAUGAGGACAUAGACAUUGAUAUUGAUAAUUCUCGGCAUCAAGUGAAGAGUGAAAAAGAAGACACAAUGAGCGAGCAAGAAAAACUGCUGUUUAAAGGAUUGUUCUCUCCGGAAACAAUGAAAAAGGCUACUAUGGCAGGUCUCUUGAGUGCAGUCGAGCAAGCCAAAAAGUUAGCAAGUUAUGAAGAUCAAGAGAUACAACACUGGACACGAUUGGCUGUUAAAACUCUCGUUGAUAAAAUUUCGCUUAAAGUACAACAAUACGAUGAACUAGAGACGUCUCUUGAUAACGAAAGAAAAGAACUCGAGAAACAAGGGCUUGUUCUUACUAGCUCUAUUGAAAAUCUUCACCGUCAAUAUGCGGCCACAACUGCUAUUACUUCUGGUACUACGCCUGACAUUCCUACUGCUAUAACGCCUACUGCCUCUGCUACUGCCACAUCUACAUCCACUACUCCCGCCGCUACUGCUUCUGCUGCUGCUACUACCUCUACCGCUACAUCCACUACCCCUGACGCCGCCACCUCUACUGCUAAUACAUCUGCUGCUGAGAGUACAACGACUACUAUUACUUCUACUGCAUCCACACCUACCAUGUCUACUGCCUCUGCAAUCCCUACUAACAUUACAACUGCCGCUUCCAAUUCCACUUCCAAUUCCAAUUCCACUGCCGAUACUACUUCUACUACUCCUACUACUCCUACUACUACUACAACAACUACAACUAGCCAUACUGCAGAUAAUACAGUAAUCUAA
Molecule: messenger RNA, 3465 nt
Organism: Phycomyces blakesleeanus NRRL 1555(-)
Lineage: Eukaryota; Fungi; Mucoromycota; Mucoromycetes; Mucorales; Phycomycetaceae
Product: Homeodomain-like DNA binding domain-containing transcription factor
Exons: 4
Coding region: 1-3465 (1154 amino acids)
Cellular component (GO): SWI/SNF complex
Molecular function (GO): protein binding; zinc ion binding
Source: RefSeq, a predicted model, not a curated record